Brassica oleracea var. oleracea is the source of this 510-nucleotide messenger RNA. RefSeq lists its product as uncharacterized. Lineage: Eukaryota; Viridiplantae; Streptophyta; Magnoliopsida; Brassicales; Brassicaceae. The transcript is spliced from 2 exons. The record is from RefSeq and is a predicted model, not a curated record. Gene Ontology annotation, molecular function: nucleic acid binding; RNA-DNA hybrid ribonuclease activity. Bases 1 to 510 code for a protein of 169 amino acids.
AUGGAGGAUUUCAAGGAAGAUCGUUGGUGUUUGUUGCCAUUUUGGAUUCUUUGGAUAUUGUGGAAAUCAAGGAAUGAGUUCAUGUUUUCUGAAAGAAACACUCAACCAAUAGAGGAAGCGAGGAGAGCAAUUGAAGCUAGUGAUGAAUGGUUUACUAACUACAGAGAAAAUAAUUUCAAUAUUUCCAGAAGCAUUAGAAGUUCUGCUUGGGAACCGCCGUUUCAAGGUUGGGUGAAACGUAAUUUCGAUAGUAGCUUCCACAUGGACAGAGAGGAUUCGGGAAUUGGAUGGAUAGUUAGAGAUCAUGAAGGCAAUUACAUACUGUCAGGAUCGGCUAAGGAUGGCGUAAUGUCUGGUUUGAAGGUGAUAAACAUGGAACUCACACGUAUCAUUAAUGCUCAAGAUCAAAGUAUCGAGUUGGGGAAUUUACUGUUUGAUAUCAGACAUCGGAUGCAGAAGCUACCGGAAUGUUCUUUGGGACAAGUCAAUAGGGAGAAGACUUUAGAAUAA